Messenger RNA from Symbiodinium necroappetens, 3561 nucleotides. NCBI's taxonomy places the organism in Eukaryota, Dinophyceae, Suessiales, Symbiodiniaceae. The record is from the annotation of a GenBank genome assembly.
GCGCUCGAGGCGAUUACGGCCAAUGUGUUGAAAUCGAUGCCAGGAGGAGCGGUUGCGAAGCGCGAUGACGGAGCGAGCUCAGCCAAGGCUGCUAAGGCAGAGGCACAGCCGAAGUCCAAGGCCCAGGCAUCACAAGGUGAUCUCCCAGCAGCAGGCGAACCAAGGUCCACUGAGGAUUCCCCCAUCGCAGCUGCUGCCAAGAUACAAGCGCAACUUGAGAGCCUGGAGUCUCGUGUCCUCGAGGGAGGACGGGAGCAGGCCCUUCAGUUGAUACGAGAGCUGGAAAGUUCCAAGCUACAAGAGCUGACCGGGAGGCUUAAAAGAGUGCAAGCACAAUUGCGUGCAGCCACCGGAGUGUGUUUUGAGGACGCUCUGGACGCCUUUGUCACCAGCGGAAGCUACGGCUCGGCAGUUGCGUUUUCGCAGUUCGUGCCAUUCCUGCGUCCGUUACCGCACAGCGUGUCAAGCCGGUUGGUUGUGGAUUUGAAGGAUGUGAAUGGUUGGGGGGCGAUCAAGGGUUUGCCGUUCAACCGAAGGUGCAGGAAGAGGUUGCACCAGUCUCAUGCAUGGGUGCUGCACCUGGGUGCAAACAAGGUGGAUCCGUCUUUGAAGCAGCUGUGCCAAAGUCAGGGUUUGGAGUUGGUUGUUCUUGACGGGACCAGCAAUGGUCUACUCGAGCCCCGCGCAUGGAAGGCAUUAUCAUGGGCUGCAUUUUCAGGUCGCGUUUUGGCUAUCGUCGGUGACGCUCCAAUGAGAACGUGGGGCACUGUGCAGACGGAUGCUUCGUCGUCUGUGAGGCUUCGCAGCAAGAUGCACCCUUGGGGCGAGCCAGGAGUGCCUCUGGACCCCACGUGGCCCAACAUCUUCAAAGGCGAACUGAGCUUGGCCUUGUUCGGAUUGGCAGGAGGAGUGGAUGAAGGACGGCGUGUUGAUAGCGGCGAAGGUGUAGGCCGAGAUGACCGUGGUGGGAAAUACAAGUAUGUACUUGUAGCUGGCCUCCGGGUUCCAGAUGCUGCGUUGCCUUCGCCAAGGCACAACAAAGGCGCAACAGCGAGCGAACAGCAGGCCUCAGAGGCUCAGGCUGAGGUUUUUAAAGGCCCAGAGCAAGAUGACGACGCAGCAUCGGAAGCUAGUUGGUUGCGAGAUCAGCUAGAGCCGACGCCAGCUGUGAAGAAGGUCGAUGAAGGCGACUCGUCAUCUCAGGAGGAGGAAGACGGCUCACAGGUAGGCUGGUAUGAAGCCCCGUUUGUGGAUGAGGCAGAACUUUCCGGCGCAGAGGCUGUUGUUGAAGCAGAUGAUGAGCUUGAGGUAGAAGGCGGUGCCGGCUUGGACGUUGAUCCUUGGGAAGAUGGUGGGGGUUUUGGUGAAAUGACAGAUGAGAAGUUUGAUGAAGCCCUCUCAGAGAUGCUGUUCUCAGGUGCCAACAAGGUAUUGAGGUUUGCAGUGCCUUUGAAGGCAAGAAAGGGUCCGCUGAUCCUUGCAGGCCUGCAGGAAAUUGUCACCGAGUGCAAUCGCCUAGGCUACCCGGUGAAGGUUGUUCAUACCGACCGGGCCAAGGAACUCAUGUCCAAGGCUACCAUGGAUUGGCUUCAGUCCAACCUCAUUCAGCCGUCAUUCACCCAGGGUGAUGAUCCGAAGUCGAAUGGUUUAGCAGAAAGACUAGUGGGUUGGGUUAAGGCCAGGGCAAGGUUGCAUUUAGCGUCCUCGGGCUUGGGCCUAGAGCAAUGGCCCUCAGCAAUGGCGUUUGCUUGUGCUGAGCACAGAGGCCGGUUGUUGCAAACUGGAGAAAGGCUGCCGAGGUUUGGCCAGAAGGUGAUUUUCAAGAGCAAGCAUCCUACUGGUAAGUCCAAGAGACCUUUCUUGCGUUGGGAGAAUGCUGUGUAUCUGUGUCCAACUCCUCGCACGGAGGGUGGACAUGUGCUUCUCCGUGCAGCUUCAAGCGCCUAUCUUGUUGCCAAGAACGUUCGGUGUGUGGAUGAAAUGGUGGAUCCCGAAGCUGAGUUCGGAGCUGAACAGGUGGUGGAAGUGGAUCCCCCGGAGCCUGGCUUCGAUCACUUUCAAGGGGACUCACCGGUGGCACCAAGCCGACGUGUUACUGGUAAGAGAGCGGCACGUUCUGUCAAACUUGCGGCAGAGGAUUAUGCCGAAACCCUGUUGAAGGGAAUGCUGUUUUCUUCUGAUCACUGUGGCCGUCUGCUUCAGCUAGCGUUUGAAGGAGUUGGAGGAGGAACGCGUCGUGAGCAUCGUGGUCCGAUAGGGUUUUCGGUUAUCUUCGGUGCUUACAGUCAUGGUGGCUUACAAGGGAUAACCAGGGCUAGUCGCAUGUACCCCAUGGUGUGCCGAUACCUGAAUGAGUACUUGCGCCAGUGUUCUCCCAACCAGCUCGCAGCAAAUGAGUGGUCAUCACUCAUGGUUGUUGUUGCCGAUGAGGUUGCCAUGCAUCGUGAUGUGAGAAAUGAACCUGGUUCCUUGAAUCAUGUGACGCAGCUGACCACGCGCCUGAUGUGGGUUGAAGGAACGUCGCCCAUGCUUACGGAAUUGGUACAGCAAGACAGUAAAGGCAGAACGGCAAUGAUGGUGAGGUAUGCAAGGAUGACCGGUGAGGAAUGGGCGGAGCUCUGCCAGUUGGAAGAAGAAGAGUUUGAGCGAAGGAUGGGGCGGUGGCAACGUGUCCUUGGGGGUCAGGAUGAGGAUCCUAACAUGAAUGCGUUGUCGGCAUCAAUUCCGCACCAUCUCUUCAUGCAAACGGUGUUUCGACAAAGAAACUGGAACAGAAAUCCAGAGGUCGUUGUGCCAGGAGCUGACGGUGAGCCACGUCUACUUGCACGUGUCAUGGACUUUGCAGAUGACGGGCCCACGGAAGAGUCUCCGUUCCCCGAUCGCAUGCUCAUGUUUUCGGUGCAUGAUGUGAUCCGAGAUGUUCUCGAAAUGGUGAUCCUGCGUGUGGAAGCCAGACGUCCACCUCAGGAGGAGCAGCCCCAGGAGGCAUUUUGCCACAAGUGGUCAGCCUUCACAACUGACAUCAAAUCCGCUUUUACCCAGACGCCUAUACCGGCGCAUGCAGCGCGACGCUACUUGCUGCGUCCCCCACGCUGGCUGGUGGACUUAGGCUUGGCAGAGCCAGGCGAACACUACUCGCUUGGAAUGGUGCUCUACGGUUUCAAAGAAGCACCUGCUUGGUGGUCUGACCACCGAGACGCAAAGCUUCGAGGAGCGAAGUUUGCAGGGCAUCAUCUGGAGCAGGCCAAGUCAGAUUCUUCAGUGUGGAGGAUCAUGCAAGGAACUGCUCUGAAAGGCUACCUGGUGACCUACGUGGACGACUUUCUGAUCGUGAGUGAAAGGCAAGUUGCGGUGGGGUUGCAUCAGUGGCUACUUGAUGGGGCAGGCCAUGAAGAUGGGCAUUACAGUCUCGAUCAAGAAGCCUACGUGGACGAGUUGGUGAGAACCUACCAACUCGGUGAGACCCAUCGAGCGAAAGUUGUGUGUCCAAAGGAGAUCUUGAUGCAGGAAGCAGCCCAAGUUCAGCCGUUCGAUGAAGGUGAUGUGAAAGCAGCUCAAAAG